Messenger RNA from Alternaria postmessia, 1590 nucleotides. RefSeq lists its product as uncharacterized. The coding region runs from base 1 to 1590 and encodes 529 amino acids. Gene Ontology annotation, molecular function: transmembrane transporter activity. The record is from RefSeq and is a predicted model, not a curated record. The transcript has 5 exons. Gene Ontology annotation, cellular component: membrane. Gene Ontology annotation, biological process: transmembrane transport. Lineage: Eukaryota; Fungi; Ascomycota; Dothideomycetes; Pleosporales; Pleosporaceae.
AUGGAGUCAAAGAUAGAAAAACAUCCCACUCCACACAUCGCUCACGAUGUAGAGACACAAGGCAAGUCCUCCAUUGAUGCAGACGCUCUCAAGCUAGCAGAGAUGGGCUACACUCAAGACAUGGCGAGAAAGUACACCGUCUGGUCCGUUUUGGGCGUCGGAUUUUCAAUCACAAACUCCUGGUUCGGUAUAUCAGCCGCUCUGAUAACUGGCAUCAAUUCUGGAGGCCCGCUGCUCGUCAUAUACGGCAUUAUGCUCAUAGCUCUCAUCUCGACCUGCGUGGGUAUCAGUCUCAGCGAGCUGGCAAGUGCGAUGCCGAAUGCGGGUGGACAGUACUUCUGGGCUGGUGAACUUGCGCCGAGACGGUUUACAAGACUCGCCAGUUACAUGACGGGAUGGUUGGCGUGGUGGGGUGCUAUGUUUACGAGUGCGUCUGUGGCAUUGGCUAUGGGAAGUGCGGUAGUGGGUUGUUAUCAACUUGGGCAUCCUGACUUUGUCAUUCAACCCUGGCAUGUCUUCCUGGCUUACCAACUCUCGAACAUCUUCUGUUUCUUCUUCAACUGCUACGGCAAGAUACUUCCCACAGUCGGCAAAACCACACUAUGGAUCUCACUGCUUUCCUUCGCCGUGAUACUCAUCACCGUUCCAGCCGUUGCGCCUACACACCAGCACGCUCGCUUCGUCUUCGCGACCUUUAUCAAUAACACGGGCUGGCAGCAAGAUGGAAUAGCCUUCAUCGUCGGUCUCGUGAACACAAACUGGGCUUUCGCUUGCCUUGAUUGCGCCACGCAUCUCGCCGAAGAAGUACACCGGCCAGAGAAGAUGGUCCCAAUAGCCAUUAUGGGAACUGUGGGAAUUGGGUUUGUAACGAGCUGGUUCUUCUCUGUCGGCAUCUUCUUCUCGAUUGUAGGGGACUUUGCUGAGAUUGGCGCAUCAGAUACUGGAGUGCCUAUUCUGGAGAUUUUCUUUCGCGCGCUGCAGAGUAAGGCUGGAGCGACGGUUCUUGAGGCGCUUAUCAUAGCUACGGGACUGGGUUGCUUGGUCGCAAGUCAUACUUGGCAGAGUCGACUAUGCUGGAGUUUCGCGCGCGAUCGGGGGCUUCCUGCUCAUCGCUGGCUGGCCAAGGUACAUGAAGGACUUGACGUGCCGCUCAACGCCCACUUAGUGAGUUGUGUUAUCGUGGCUAUCAUGGGAUGCCUGUAUCUGGCUUCUUUGACAGCUUUUAACUCGAUGAUAACGGCAUGUAUCGUUCUUCUGUACCUCAGUUACUCUGUUCCGGUCAUCUGCCUUCUCAUCCGCGGUCGCGACAAGAUAUCCCACGGGCCAUUCUGGCUCGGUCCGGUCGGUCUCUUCGCCAAUAUUGUACUACUUGUCUGGACACUGUUCACACUGAUCAUGUACUCGUUUCCGUAUGCGAAGCCUGUUGAGGCAGGGAACAUGAACUAUGUGUGCGUUGUCUAUGCCAUUGUUGCUUUGAUUGCCAGUGUAGAUUGGCUGUUUAGAGGGAGGAAGAAGUUUGUGGUUGCCGGCGAAAGGAAGGAGGAAGGGGUGAACCCGGCUCCGAGAAUCGUGGAUCUGCCUGGGUAUUAG